Seriola dumerili (greater amberjack) is the source of this 3894-nucleotide messenger RNA. RefSeq names its product MIS18 binding protein 1 (gene mis18bp1). The transcript has 16 exons. The record is from RefSeq and is a predicted model, not a curated record. Lineage: Eukaryota; Metazoa; Chordata; Actinopteri; Carangiformes; Carangidae. The coding region runs from base 23 to 3391 and encodes 1122 amino acids.
UUAACUCAUUUCCCCCAAAGUCAUGGCGUCCUAUCAUCAUUUAUUACAACAUACCAAACCUCGGUCUGAAUCUCCUGCCAAGAUAUUUGCGAAGCUGAAAUCCAAAGUACAGAGAGAAGCGAUAUGCGCGAAGGAUCCGCUGUGUAACGUAAGCAAGAGACACGGAGCAGAUUUUAACUCGCCGAGGAAGGGAGCGGAGAGCUUCAUGAUAACCACUGAGCUCAAGGAAAAUCAAAGGAUAGGUUCUUAUCGCAAUGAAGUGGAGGCUUUGACCCUCUCGCCCAUAUCGACUCCUCAGAAAACCUUCAGGUACUCAUUUGCUGACAAUAGCAGCAAGCAUGUGGAAGACAUGCCUGUUGAAAUGGGAAAUGCUUUUAUGUCAAGAAACGGACACACACCAACAAAGAGAGCACUCCUGGAGUCAACAGCGGUGUCCCGUCCCCUGUCUCUGGUCAACAGAGAACGGAUCCACAUAACACAACCUCAGAUCAGAGACUUGGGUGGUUUCCAGGUGACCAGCAGGACUCCAGUAAAGACAGCCACAGAAAAUGACCGUGUAAAGGGCGUGUUUGAGGAGGAUCAUGCUCCUCUGGACAAGCUGAUGUCUCCAGCCAAAACGUUUUCCCCCAUGAAGACGAGGGUGAGAAAGAGAAAGUGGGAGCAGCAGGAGCUAAACAAAGUCAGCAGCACUACAAGGGAGGUCAACAAUGAAGGUAUAAGUCAGCCACAAGUAAGGAAAACCUCCACUGCUUUCAGUGAGCAUAGUACCCAUGACAAUACGUGCCUUGAGGAUUUGGGUGAUAUUAGAGAGUUCCCUGCUGACCAAUCAGAGAUGAACCAGGUGACUCAUGAACCUGUGUCCCCACCACCAAGAUCCAUCAUAGAGAAACGUUGCUUUGUUAGGAUGGAAAAAUAUCAGAUGUCUCCAGCCAAGAUGUUUGCAUACAUGAAGGAGAGGGAAAGUAAAAGGGAACAGCAUGGAUAUCUUGAAGUCAGCAGCAGCACAAGGACACUCUUUGAUGGGGGUAAUUUCCAUCAGUCCAGAGACACAGCUCUCUCCACACCUCACAAUAUGGCUGAAAUGGAGGACGUUGUCUUUAGAAGUGUUUCUGAAAGUGUGGUCCCUUUCAACUGCUCAAGAGUAGAGUCAGCGGACACCCGAUCAGAUCCCUCUGAGGAUUUCCUGAUCCCUCCUGCCCCUCCAGAACCAGUUUUGCUCGAAGACCCACUUGUGCUCAAUUCCCCACAGAUCUCCAUCCCGAAGAAAAACCAGGCUGUGUUCAAGCGUAACAAAUGGCCGCAGCGCACAAAAUUCCCAAAUGAGAGUGUCAUUCAUCUCAAAAACUGGUUCUUGAGGAAAAAUCAUAAAGGCCUGUUUAUUGAUGGAAUCCACAGCGAGGAUAACAUACCAUGGAACAGUAACAUCAUUGUGGACAGGGUUUCUAAUUCUGUGCUGAAGACUGUUUCUGGCAGGAUUUACAUCUUGGCUGGCAAGAUGAACUUGGGUGUUGAAUCUGGGUUUCCUAAUUGGUUUCUGAAGAAGUUUGUUAAUGGUUUCCCUCCAAACUGGAAGGCGCUUUAUGAGAAGUUUCUGUCAGAGUCAAGAGACAGAGAAAUGGAGAGGACCAGUGAGGGGAGAGCCACCAUAACCAAGACAAAAUCUGAGGCAUCCGCCAUCAACUGUGCUGUGAAGCGGCAGAGGCCUUUCAAGACACCCGAUUCCUGUCCUCCUGCUUUCUCCUCUUCUACAAAAGUGUCUCGAAGUGGUCGGGUGAUCAAGCCACCUCUGGAGUAUUGGAAAGGAGGAAGAGUCAUUCUGGAUGCACACAUGAAUGUUACCAUCCAUGAAUGUUAUGAUACCUCCAUAUGCAUCCCUGUCACUACUACAGUGUCUGCGAGGAAGUCACAGAAACCUGCCUGUGUGUUCCUGCCCUGCAGUGAAGGACAAAAGCAAAGUGAAACAGCCAGCGAAGAAGACGCGUCAGUGCCACUGAGGAGGGUGAAGGCUCCACUCCGCAAAUACAACCGAGCCAAGGUUAAUCGUGAAGAGAAGCCCUCUAAUCCACCUGAACCUCCUGUGGAGACAACUAGCAGUCCUGAAGAGUGGUCUGGCAGAACAAGAUCCAGUAAAAGGUGUCCAGCUGUGGAAAGAAUGUUGUGUGUGGACACUGUCGCUCAAAAGCAAAAAGAGCCUGAAAAGGCGUCAACACAGAGGUCAAAAAAACAGAGACAUGACACCAAGAGGCCUUCAGAUAGAAGGCGCAGGCAGACUGUUAUAGCAUCCCCUGAAUCCCCCACUGUUAGAUUACAGCAACAGUUAUCAGAUGAGGGGUUUUCCAGUAAGAGAAAGAACAAGGGUAAAGGAGUGUACAGCAAGAGAAGCGGGAAGGUUCUUAACAAGUCACAGCCAAGCUCCGUGUCUCCAUCGAGUCAGUCUUCGGAGUGCUCUGAGGAAAGUGGGAAGAAACUGAGGACGCAAACCAGGGUACUGAAAAAUAGUGAUGCAGCACAAACUCUAACAAAGUGUAGAAAGAGCAAAUGUACCAAAGUCUCACCACCCACAAAGCUUUUAUCCAAGUCAGCGAAAUCCAGCAAGACACACAAAGCAAACAAAGGCAGCACAAUUAUUCCAGAAGAGCAUGAUAAAGACGAGUGGACCAUGGCAGAGCUCAUGAAGCUGCAAGAGGCUGUGUCCUACUAUCCUAUGCACAUAGCAGGUUACUGGGCAAAGGUGGCAAGGAUGGUAGGAACACGCUCUGCAGAGGAGUGCCACAACCAGCACACAUCCCAGGGAACAUCACAGAGCCCCGCUAAGAGAGCCCAGAAACCCAGAAAGGAGAAGGUGGGAGCACCAAAAGAUCCAGUUACAGAUCAACCUGUGAUAUCUGCCCGAGCGGGAACCUUAAAGAGAAAGCAGCAGGUGCGUCAGUUCCUGGAGGCCAUGCCCAGAGAAGACGUUGAUGACGUUUUCAGCUCUGCGUACAUGCAGAAUAAACGCUUUGAGAUCCCCUCCAUGUGUCUAAGUGAAGACCAUGACUUCGCAAUGUCGGACCUGGAGCCCCUGACCCCUAUGUCGAAGGUUUUUCCUGAGGUGAAGACUCCUCAGUGUCUGCAUAUCACUCCUGGCAUGAUGGGCUCUCCAAACAGGAACCAUGAUGACAAGUAUGUCUAUAAGCUCCAGAAGAGGAUGAAAAAAAAUCAGUUUAAUGUGUGCAAACAGGCUCGUCCUGCAAAGAGCUUUACACCCACACCAUCAGUUAAACGAACAAUGAAGAGAUGUGGUAACACAGAAAAUGACACCUUUGUUGUUUGGGAGAUGUUCCCAGAAAAUGAUGAAGAGUUGUCUGACAGUGGAGAGGAAGAGGAUUUUUACUUCUCAGACAACGACUGAUUGGAAUUGGAUCUGACACGUCAUUUCAUUGUACAAGAAAAAACAAACAAAAAUCUUAAAUGAAUCACAUUCAUUUAAUUCUCAUCAUAUGUGAGCAAUAAAUCAAUUCCAAUUUUUGUCUUUCACAUGUAAGAAAUUCAGGAAUUAAUGUUUCUUCUAAUUUUUAAAAAAAUAUGGAAAUACAGCAUUUGAUCACGUCAGUGUGAAACAAAUGGUAAUAUAAUGUAUAAAAAUGAAACGCAUCUGUCGGGAUGAUAUGGCCAUGAUGCUGACUGAACAGACUUGUGAUGCUGUCUUCCCUGUAAAUAUAGUUUUUGUUUAAAGACCCACAAAUUAGUUGUAACUAUACUUUUAAUAAACUGUUUAAUUCUUAGUUAUGGUUUAUUUGUGUAUAUUACACAUUUAGAGAAAAACUAUGUAUCUAUGUAAGUGGCUCUUAACAUUGGUGGCUUGAGACCUCUCAGAAUGUGUAGUGUAAACAUGAGAUUGUUAAAUUUGAAAGG